AUGUGGAAGAGAGUGUUAAGAGAAGCUACAGUGAGGCAACCAUGGAACGCGGUAGCAAGUAAGAGAUGUUUAUCAUCAUCACAACCAGGCAUGUCCGCCGCUGUGAACACUAUGUUGCUUCGGUCUCUUAAAGAACACUAUCUUGAAGUCUCCAAAAUGAAACCUCCUCCGAAAGUGAGCCCUCCAUCUGCCUUUUCAAUAAUAAAAGGUGCUUUGGAUGGGAAUGGUCCAGUUCUGACUCGCACCUACGGGAAUGAGGAAAUUAAACUCUCUGUAAUGCGGAUGGCUUAUAUUAUACCUAGUGGUGAGGAGGAUGGUGAAAAUGACGAGGACAUGAAUCAGUUGUUCCUUCAUGUGAAUGUUUCGAAGCCUGGACAAGAUAAAUGUCUGCAUUUUCUAUGCGGACUUUAUCCGGAUGCGUUGGGAAUUCACUCUGUUUCUUUGAGGUCGAAGCUUGACAGUGCUGAGUUUAUUGAGGAGACAACUGCAUAUAAUGGCCCACAUUUUGCGGAACUUAAUGAAAGGACAAGAGAUGCAUUCCACGGUUUUAUUGAAGAACGAGGUGUGGAUGAGAGUCUGUUUAAUUUUCUUCAAGCCUGGCUCUAUGUGAAGGAGCACCGGAGUAUUAUGCGAUGGUUUAAAACCGUGGGCGCAUACAUCAACGAAAAUAAGGCAGCUAAAAAAUCUUAA
This is a messenger RNA of Dovyalis caffra, 690 nucleotides long. Lineage: Eukaryota; Viridiplantae; Streptophyta; Magnoliopsida; Malpighiales; Salicaceae. The record is from the annotation of a GenBank genome assembly.